Messenger RNA from Dryobates pubescens (Downy woodpecker), 913 nucleotides. It is a transcript of the gene RNF224, whose product is annotated as ring finger protein 224. The transcript has a single exon. The coding region runs from base 1 to 732 and encodes 243 amino acids. The record is from RefSeq and is a predicted model, not a curated record. NCBI's taxonomy places the organism in Eukaryota, Metazoa, Chordata, Aves, Piciformes, Picidae.
AUGGGUGACAGGGGACGUUUGUCAGAGCUCCUGGCAGAGAGGCAGAGUGGCACCAGGGAAAGCACAGCCCCCUCGGAUGCAGGGCAGAGCCAUGACAGGGUCCUGCUUUCCUGGACAGGGAUGAUGGCCACGAAGCCUGAUGCCCCUGGGAAGCCACCACACGGCUCCGGUACCCACAUACCCCACGCACCAGGAGGUGGCAUCCCCGCCGCGGGCCGUGGGUCUGAGGGCUCCCCUCGCCCUCCCCUCGGCAGCGUGUCCCAGGCGGAGGACGCCAGGGCAGAGCGGCGCAGCCCGGGCCGGGGCAGCCAGCGGCUGGAGUGCAUCAUCUGCUACUGCUCCUACGACCUGAGCGGCCGCCUGCCGCGCAGGCUCUACUGCGGCCACAGCUUCUGCCAAGCCUGCCUGCGGCGCCUGGACGCGGUGGCCAACGAGCAGCGCUGGAUCCCCUGCCCGCAGUGCCGCCAGAACACCCCCACGCCCCGCGGCGGCGUGGCCAUGCUGGACCUCGACCUGCCAACCUUCCUCGCUGUCAAGGCUGACAAGGAACAGCCCCGGCCGGCCGGCAGGGCCCGGCCAGACCUGGCCACCAAGGGCUCGGGCAAAGAGAAGGUGGUCACGCAGCAGCCGCUGGGGCUGUGCCAAGAUGUGGUGCCCCCGGGCUCGCUGCCCCGCCGCGGGUGCUGCCGGCCCUGCCUGUGCUGCGGGGUCACAGCUGCCUUCGAGGGCUGAGCACCGGGAGGGAGCUGCGGGUGCUGUGCUGCCAGCUGAGCCCCUGGGGUGCAGCCUGGCACCGGUUCUGGGGGAUCCAUGCCGUGCCUCACACCCACCUGUGGACAGUAGUGGUGGGGCUGUGCUGGUAGCCUGGGAAGGGCUUCAGCUUGCUCAGGCCUUGCUGGCCACCCUGCCAGGA